Messenger RNA from Cercocebus atys (sooty mangabey), 596 nucleotides. Its product is annotated as aminoacylase-1-like. The transcript is spliced from 6 exons. Lineage: Eukaryota; Metazoa; Chordata; Mammalia; Primates; Cercopithecidae. Gene Ontology annotation, molecular function: aminoacylase activity. The annotation marks the transcript as partial. The record is from RefSeq and is a predicted model, not a curated record.
GCAGAAGCAGCCCCAGACACUCUGUGCCUCCAGGAGCUGCUGUGGCCUUCUUUGAGGAGAGAGCCCGCCAGCUGGGCCUGGGCUGUCAGAAAGUGGAGGUGGCACCUGGCUAUGUGGUGACCGUGUUGACCUGGCCAGGCACCAACCCUGCACUCUCCUCCAUCUUGCUCAACUCCCACACGGAUGUGGUGCCUGUCUUCAAGGAACAUUGGAGUCACGACCCCUUUGAGGCCUUCAAGGAUUCUGAGGGCUACAUCUAUGCCAGGGGUGCCCAAGACAUGAAGUGCGUCAGCAUCCAGUACCUGGAGGCUGUGAGGAGGCUGAAGGUGGAGGGCCACCGGUUCCCCAGAACCAUCCACAUGACCUUUGUGCCUGAUGAGGAGGUUGGGGGUCACCAAGGCAUGGAGCUGUUCGUGCAGCGGCCUGAGUUCCACGCCCUGAGGGCAGGAUUUGCCCUGGAUGAGGGCAUAGCCAACCCCACUGAUGCCUUCACUGUCUUUUAUAGUGAGCGGAGUCCCUGGUGUAAGUAUGAGCUUGGAGGGAGGGCUCACUCUACAGGUGGGAGGCUAGGCCAGAAAGGGCACGGUCCUAUGAAG